This is a messenger RNA of Bradysia coprophila, 1113 nucleotides long. RefSeq lists its product as uncharacterized. Gene Ontology annotation, molecular function: chitin binding. Lineage: Eukaryota; Metazoa; Arthropoda; Insecta; Diptera; Sciaridae. Gene Ontology annotation, cellular component: extracellular region. The record is from RefSeq and is a predicted model, not a curated record.
AAUUUUACUUUUUCGUAUAAAAAGUCAAUGAAUCGACAAUUUUAGUACGCAGUUUUUCCUUAGUUUAGUUGGAGCAGAGAGAAAACCCGUUCCCAUCAUCAAGACGAAAAUAUGAUUGUAGUUAAAGCGGUCACGUUAGGAUUAAUCCUCUUGGCUUCAGAAAGUCUCGGAAAUAUUUGCUCAGGUCGUUGGAAUGGCGAUCAAGUUCCAAAUCCAUCCGACUGUGGCUCAUUCUAUGUGUGCGACUAUGGUGAGCCGAAGCUCUUUAAAUGCUUGGAAAAUUUGAUGUACGAUCCGGUACAGAGAGUAUGCAAUUGGGCGUAUCUAGUAAAUUGUGGAGCACCGGGUUCUCAACAACAUAUCCCAAUUCUACCAAAUCCGCCAUACUAUCCGCAAUCCCAACCUCAACCCGAAAUGGAACAGCCGAAUAAUAACGUUCACAAUCCUGGCGUAACACAAUAUCCACCACAAUAUCCGACCUAUUCAUAUACUGUACAUGCACCGAAUCUACCAGAAUACAGUGAAACGGACGAAUUUUUCCCCGGACUCGUAGAAUCUACUGGAAAUGUGUUCCAUUGCACAAAUCCUGAUUUCUACUUUGCUCCACAUCCACGAAGCUGUGGAAAGUAUUUCAUUUGCGAAAAUUACCGCAUUCACGAUCAUCAAUGUGGCGAUGGCAUUUUCUGGGAUUAUGUGUACAAUCAGUGCGACUUCCCCGAGAAAUCGUUCUGCUACUCGGGCGAAACACACACCGAUCAUGUUGAUGUAUUCGAGACCGUUGAAACUGUUCCACCGACAUUUGCGACAACAAUAGCACACGAGCCGGGAAAUUGGAUCAACUGUCCUGGAACGCAGGCGUUCGUAGGAGAUCCACGCGAUUGCCAUAAAUAUUAUAUUUGUAUUGGUGGUCUACCGAUUGCCACAUCUUGUCCGGAGAAAAUGGCUUGGGACAAUGAGGUGUCACAGUGUAACGAAGAAGCUUGGGAAAAGUGUUACGGAGAAAAUAUUGAGUGAUCGUGCGUAUUACAAGCACAUAUUGCCUUUACAAAGCUAUACAAAUAUGGCAGAUAUUUCGAAUUUAACAAGAAUUUCAAAUAAAAGUUGAAUGAAACA